AUGCUAUCCUUUGCCCCCGCGCCCAUCUUUACAGCCACCUGCGACCACCACCGCCCAGCCGUCUCAUCACCGCUCUCGUCGUCGCCGCUGCGCCCCUCCUCGCCCCUCGGCGCGCAAGAGGACAGGUCCUCAUCCUACGCCGCGAUACGCCAGACGCAGUCAUCGCCAAUUCAGCCGCCCAAGUUCCGGUAUGCCGCGUGCGCGACGCCUGCGACGCGACGCAACCCAUUGCUACGCCGGCGCGAGGACGCGCAGCAGCGGCGGCGGGUCAACUUUUUGCGCGGAGUGCGCGACAAGGCCGAGGACAAGGCGUGGCAGCGGCGGGAUAUUGAGGGACAGUUUCUGAAAACCAACUGGAUCGCAGACAUGCAUCGCCUAUCGUACGACGCGCCAGAGCUGUCCGAAGCGGAUAUAGAAGAAGCCUCGAGUUUUCGUCCUGAGUCGAUGUUGCAGCCCGAGGACGGGAAUAUGGACGGCGACGACGACGACGACGACGACGACGACGACAUGGCGGAUGAGUGUGGCGAGGAUGCGGAGCUCGAGGCCAUGUUUGCAUCGUAUCAGCAGCAGCAGCAGUCGCUGCAAUCGCCGGCGAUGCGUCCGAUAUCCCCCUCCUUGUCAGAUGACGAGUACGAUGAUCUCUUUGAAGAGCUGCUCUCGGCAAAGGAUAUUGAUCAGGCUACGCGGAUGCAACAACACGCCGGCUCGGCAGACGACAUGGACAUGGAAUAA
Molecule: messenger RNA, 732 nt
Organism: Beauveria bassiana ARSEF 2860
Lineage: Eukaryota; Fungi; Ascomycota; Sordariomycetes; Hypocreales; Cordycipitaceae
Exons: 2
Coding region: 1-732 (243 amino acids)
Source: RefSeq, a predicted model, not a curated record